Molecule: messenger RNA, 606 nt
Organism: Pipistrellus nathusii (Nathusius's pipistrelle)
Lineage: Eukaryota; Metazoa; Chordata; Mammalia; Chiroptera; Vespertilionidae
Source: the annotation of a GenBank genome assembly
AUGCUUCCGGAAGAACAGAAGGAGGAGUUUGUGAGCGUCUGGGUUCGAGACCCUAGGAUUCAGAAGGAGGACUUCUGGCAUUCCUACAUCGACUAUGAAAUCUGUAUUCACACCAAUAGCAUGUGUUUUACAAUGAAAACGUCCUGUGUACGAAGAAGAUUCAGAGAAUUUGUGUGGCUGAGGCAGAGACUGCAGAGCAAUGCAUUGCUGGUACAACUGCCAGAACUUCCGUCUAAAAACCUCUUUUUCAACAUGAACAACCGCCAGCAUGUGGACCAGCGGCGCCAGGGCCUGGAAGAUUUCCUCAGAAAGGUCCUCCACAAUGCGCUCCUGCUGUCCGACAGCAGCCUGCACCUCUUCCUGCAGAGCCACCUGAACGCCGACGACAUUGAGGCGUGCGUUUCGGGGCAGACCAAGUACACCGUGGAGGAGGCCAUCCACAAGUUCGCCCUGAUGUACAGACGCUUCCCCGAGGAAAAGGAAGACGGAGAACAAGAAAACAGCACAGAUUAUGGCUCAGAAAGUUCGUCCUCCGGGUUUGGACACAGCAGCCAAGACAGCAGCUCACAUGGGUGUAAAAUGAGCACAGCCCCGCAGGAUUCCUGA